AUGUUCAAUUUAUUCGAAUGUGAAACUAUUUGUCUACUUUAUAUCCUUGCCCUUCACUUCAAAGAGUUGAGCAUCUUUAAACCAGCUUCAUCACGUGCUCCGAAUGCUGAAACGUACAUUGUUGCCAUUGGAUUUCGUGGUAUUGCUCCUGAAGUACUUAACUCUCUUCUUUCACUUGUGUCACCAACAUUUCCUCAUGGUAAAUCACUCUUAUCACGUGAGUCAAUUCCUCCAUCGUUUCUGAAAGCUGUGAUUGAAAUCGCUGAUUAUUUUACCAAUAAACAAAUACAGGCACUUGAAAGGAACCUUGACCUAGAACAAAAGUGGAAUAGAAAUGUCCAGCAAGCUGUAUGGCAGUUAAAUCAAGAUAUUGCGCGUGACUUUCGACGAGAAUGUUUGAUUGAUAAAAAUCCAAAAAUCCAACGUAUUGUAGCAGAUCCUAUACUUGACGGAUCGGCCAAAGCAUUAGGUAAUAGUGCAUCGCAAGCGAAAGGUGGAUUGCGUGCGCGAGCAGGUGGUACACUCGAAGAUCGGCAAGAUAGGAAACGUAAGCGAGAAGAGUUUUUAACGACUAGUGAUACUGGUGAUGGUGACAACAAAAAUGAAGAUGAUGAAGAAGGUCCAAAGAAAAAACGCAAUUUAGGACAUGGAAGCAGUAUCAUUGUGGGAAGAAAAGAAUCACUAAGAGCUUCGAUGAAUGAUACAAACGAGAUGGAAGUUGAAUUAUCGGACAUCCAACAACGCCCAGAAUCUGCUGCUACCUCAUGGGCUAAGAAAAUAUUGGAGAAAAGUGGUUUUGUUGAAGGUCAAGGUCUCGGUAGAGAUGGACAAGGCCGAACGACUCCUAUAGAGGCUGCCAUGGCACAAACUCAUCUUGGUUUCGGUCAUCAAGAUAGAUUAUCAAUGCAAUCAUCUUCUUUUUCUGCUCCACCUUCAGUUCCUGACGAACCAUUAUUCUUGGAAUCCGAUAAACCUAUUUCAGCUCAUCCGUCUGCUCUGGCUAAUCUUGUUUUACUACUCGAUCGUCAACCAAUUACUAGCAGUUCAAAUCUCCGUUCGACGGAUCCCUUUGAAACAGAUGAUAUCAAGGAAAAAGCAUUUGAAUUGAUAUUUAUUCCACGUCACCCAAUACAGAAACCUGUCGAACCGGAUUCAGGCAUCACUUUGCCAGAAGGUUGGUCUAAAGAAUGGAGUCGAAGCAACGAACAAUUCUACUAUUUCAACCAAAAUACAGGCGAAUCACGUUGGGAACCGCCGAAACAUAACUAA
Molecule: messenger RNA, 1269 nt
Organism: Rotaria sordida
Lineage: Eukaryota; Metazoa; Rotifera; Eurotatoria; Philodinida; Philodinidae
Source: the annotation of a GenBank genome assembly